AUGGAUGGCCCAGGGCUGAGCUGGCUGGUGAAUCACUCUUUCCCCCUUCCACUGGGCUCUGCUCAAUAUCCUGAGCUCAGACUGGACCUCCUCGACAGGAAAGAUUCCUGCUUGCAGCUGGCUGCCAUGAGGAAUGUGAACAUCAUCCUGCAGCACUAUAACUUCACGGGAAAGCUGACCAACCGGCAGUCCCGGGAUGAGGGCAUGGGUCUCAUCCGCACAACAUUUGUCAUCAUCAGCUGCAUCAUCAUACUGGAGAACCUGCUCGUGCUGCUGGCCAUCCUGCGGUGCCUGCGAGCCCGGCGCUGGGUCUACUCCUGCAUUGCCAGCAUCACCGUGAGCGACCUGCUUGCAGGUGUUGCCUACCUUUCUAAUCUCUGCCUCUCAGGCAAGAAGACCUUCCAACUUUCACCUCAGCUCUGGUUCCUCCGGGAAGGCAUCCUCUUCAUUGCACUGGCUGCUUCCACGUUCAGCUUGCUUGUGACGGCCAUUGAGCGCUACAGUGCCAUGGUAAGGCCAAUUGCUGAGAACGAAGCCAGCAAGACCCUGCGCUUGCGUGGCCUCAUUAUCUCCUGCUGGCUUCUGGCCUUCAUCAUUGGGCUGCUUCCACUGCUGGGCUGGAACUGUCUGUGCGACUUCAAUGCCUGCUCUGUCCUCCUGCCCCUCUACUCCAAGAACUACAUCCUCUUCUCUGUGGUCAUGUUCAGCAUCAUCCUCCUAGGGAUCAUUGGUCUCUACAUCUCCAUCUUCCAGCUGGUCCAGGCCAGUUCUAAGCAAACCACUUCUCGGCACAGCCGCAAACGAUCCCUACGCUUGCUCAAGACUGUGCUGAUGAUCCUGGGUGCCUUCAUCAUUUGCUGGAGCCCUCUCUUUGCCCUGAUGCUCUUUGAUGUAUUCUGUGAGACACAAACCUGCAGACUCCUCCACAGCCUGGACUGGACCUUGGCUCUGGCCAUGCUCAACUCGGGAGUUAACCCCAUCAUUUACUCCCUCCGCAGCGUGGAGGUGCGCCGUGCUGUGGGAAGCCUGCUGUGCUGCUGCUGCCUCAGGGUUGGGCUUUGCAAGCCUGGGGACUGCCUGGUCAUCACAGACAUCAACUCUGGCUCAUCCACGGAGAGCUCCCUGCGCUACCGGGAGAGCUUCCGCAGCUCUGUGGCCCUGAAUGCCCGGCCCAGAGCACCUCUCUCCAGCAACUCCAGCAUGAUGAGCAAUCUCCCCAGCCUCUGAGAGGCCGUGGGGAGAGAAGGGAUGGCCAGACAGCCCUCCAGGACUUCACGCUGCUGGUUCUGGCCUGUCAGAACUGUCUGAUGAUCAGCUCGGGCUGACCAGGUGCUGUCUCACCUCAGCUGUUAACUGUGGCCAGGCUUUCCAGCCCCUUUUGACCAGGAUGUUGCUUCAUUGUGGGUGCAGCAUGGGAACAGUCAUUGCUGCCCUGAUGGGAUACAGGCACAGUCUGGGAUCGAUGCAAUGCUGAGACAACUGCUGUGCCUAGCUUCCAGGUGGGCCCUGCUCUCUGUGUGCAUGUUCAUAGAUGCUGUACCUGCCCUGGCAAGGGCAUUUUCCUCCAGGGCACGACGAGGGACAGGAUGGCUAUCCCCAUCUAGACUAUCCCAACCCUUUAGGGUCAGGCUAGGCUGGCAGUGCUGCCACAGCAUGUCAUGCAGGGCUGCAGGUGACACCUGAGUCUUCUCCUGUAGCUUAUAGCCUUCUGGAGUCACUGCAGUGGGCACAGCUGCUGGAAAGGAAUGUGGGUUUGUUGUCUUUGCAGGGAGUUAGGAACUGGGAUUGCAAGUGAAAAUGUGUGUGGCUGGGGUCAGCUCAGAGGUCCAAGGCCAGGAGCCACGUGCCCACCUGCUGUGCAGCACAAACCUCUCACAGGACUGGCAGAGGGCUGCAGCAGCAACCUGAUCCCUCACAGGAGUGCAGAGGUGGGCACUGUGCCCAGCCAAGUGCUGUGAUUGUUUCCAGCCUGGCAGCAAGAGCUCUGCUGUGCCUCUGGGCACGGAUCUGCACCUGCAUUGACAGCCCUGGCACCACCGUGUGCAACGGGAGGUAUGACAGGACGAUGACUCUGGUGUCUGGUGCCACCAUGGCACCUUGCCAAAC
Messenger RNA from Oxyura jamaicensis (ruddy duck), 2106 nucleotides. RefSeq names its product sphingosine-1-phosphate receptor 4 (gene S1PR4). Gene Ontology annotation, molecular function: sphingosine-1-phosphate receptor activity. Bases 1 to 1227 code for a protein of 408 amino acids. The record is from RefSeq and is a predicted model, not a curated record. The transcript has a single exon. NCBI's taxonomy places the organism in Eukaryota, Metazoa, Chordata, Aves, Anseriformes, Anatidae. Gene Ontology annotation, cellular component: membrane. Gene Ontology annotation, biological process: G protein-coupled receptor signaling pathway.